CUUAAUCAUUUAUUGUACAUGGAUGAUUUGAAAUUAAUGGCUUCCACUCGAAACCAACUCGACGAGAUGCUAAAAACUGUAGAAACUUUUUCUAAUGAUAUUAGUAUGCACUUCGGACUAGAUAAGUGCCGUAUUUUAAAUAUAGUCAGAGGAAAAGUACAGCCCGGAGGAUUCGAUAUGCAAAAUGGCCAGAACAUCGACGCCAUGGGUGAAAACGAUAUGUAUAAAUAUCUUGGAGUAAAGCAAGCGCGGAAAAUUGACCAUAAACAAAUGAAAACAGAGAUAACUACUGAGUUUAUACGAAGGGUAAAACAGCUGCUUCGCUCAAACCUUAACAGUAGAAAUUUGUUUAAGGCACUAAACACCUACGCAUGUUCCGCGCUUAGCUACUCAUUUGGUAUUGUUAAGUGGACAAAAACAGAUAUAGAAGCUCUUCAGCGAAAAGUACGAACACACCUCACAAAGGCACAAAAACACCAUCCGAAAAGUGCAGUAGAAAGAACAACAUUACCACGGAAUCUAGGAGGAAGAGGACUUAUGGAUAUAGGUGAGCAAUUAGAUAAACAAAUUGCUAAUUUAAGAACUUAUUUUCAGAUGCAGGCUGAGACAUCUACUCUACAUCGCGCUAUCUGCGCAGUAGAUGACACAACACCGAUCAAACUGAGGGAACCAGAAAUACGCAUAAACCACCUUACUAAGGACGAAAAAGUGCGCGCCUGGAUGGGUAAACCUCUGCACGGGCGACAUCCCAAUGAGGUCAGCCAAGAUUAUGUCGACAAUAUAGCGUCGAACUACUGGUUGACAUCAGGAAAGAUGUUCCCUGAGACGGAGGGUUCAUUACUGGCCAUUCAGGAUCAGGUUAUACCAACAAGAAAUUACCUGAAAUAUAUCAUCAAAGACCCUCAGGUUCAAAACGACAGAUGCCGAUAUGGAUGUCAAGCCCAAGAAACCAUCCAACAUCUUACAGGGGGCUGCCAGGCAUUUGCUGCAACUGAAUACAAGGAACGGCAUGACGCAGUGGGAAAAAUCCUUCAUCAAGAGAUAGCUAUCAAGCUGGGACUUCUCCAAACAGACCAUCUCCCGUAUUAUCAAUACGUCCCUGAGAGUAUGCUUGAGGAUGGCAACUACAAGCUAUACUGGGACCGCACUGUGCUCACAGACCAAACAGUGGCACAUAAUAGACCAGAUCUCGUACUAGUUAAUAAAUUAACAAGACAAACAACACUAAUUGAUGUGGCGAUACCUAACAACAAUAAUCUACGUAGUAAAUUUACUGAAAAGAUCGCCAAGUACAGAGAUCUAGAAAUUCAAAUACGAAGGCAAUGGAGAAUGGAAAGUACCCAGACGAUACCGAUUAUUAUGUCUACUACUGGAGUCAUUCCGAAGACCCUCCUCGAAAGCAUAAAAAAGCUGGGUCUGAAUGAACAUCUUUAUAAGACCAUGCAGAAAGCUGUACUACUCGCGACGGCCAGAUGCGUACGAAAAUUUCUGGGAGAUACACCUGCAUUCCAAGUCACCUAGGGCUCGAUAACACGGAAAGAGUCCCACCAGAGCUCAAUCCUUUUGAUACCGUAGGUAUCUGGGAUGAGUCAAUUUUCCCCUUUAGAGGGAGUGUGAGCCGUAUGGCUAAAUCUGGA
Messenger RNA from Diabrotica virgifera virgifera (western corn rootworm), 1637 nucleotides. RefSeq lists its product as uncharacterized. Bases 19 to 1521 code for a protein of 500 amino acids. The record is from RefSeq and is a predicted model, not a curated record. The transcript has 2 exons. Lineage: Eukaryota; Metazoa; Arthropoda; Insecta; Coleoptera; Chrysomelidae.